Messenger RNA from Lentinula edodes (shiitake mushroom), 655 nucleotides. RefSeq names its product Gar1/Naf1 RNA binding region-domain-containing protein. The record is from RefSeq and is a predicted model, not a curated record. Lineage: Eukaryota; Fungi; Basidiomycota; Agaricomycetes; Agaricales; Omphalotaceae. Gene Ontology annotation, biological process: snoRNA guided rRNA pseudouridine synthesis; ribosome biogenesis. Gene Ontology annotation, cellular component: box H/ACA snoRNP complex. Bases 56 to 655 code for a protein of 199 amino acids. Gene Ontology annotation, molecular function: box H/ACA snoRNA binding. The transcript has 5 exons.
GCAAGCUCAUUAUACCAUCUAAGCGCCUAAGAAUUUUUUAUCCUAAUCAACAACCAUGAGCCGAGGUGGAUCCAGAGGUUUUAGUCGAGGUCGAGGUGGUGGUAGAGGAGGAUUUCAGCAACGAGAUUUUGGUCCUCCAGAUACAGUUCUAGAAAUGGGCACUUUCGUUCAUGCUGUUGAAAGUGAAAUGCUUUGUUCUUCAACUAUGGCCGAUAAAGUUCCUUAUUUCAAUGCUCCCAUCUAUCUUCAAAAUAAAUCUGUCAUCGGCAAAGUCGACGAAAUACUAGGGCCCAUAAAUGAGGUUUACUUUUCAAUAAAAAUGAGUGAGGGUGUUAUAGCCAGCAGUUUUCAAAAGGGCGACAAGGUUUACAUUGGAGGCGACAAGCUUUUGCCAAUAGAACGUUUCUUGCCCAAGCCAAAAGUUGCCGGAGGUGUUACAAAGCGGGGCCGCGGAGGUGCUCGAGGGGCCCCAGGAGGGAGAGGACGAGGUGCACCCCGCGGUGGUGCACGUGGUGGGCGGGGUGGUGGCGGUCGUGGAUUUGGUGGAGACCGUGGUGGCCGAGGUUUUUCAAGAGGCGGAGGGGGAAACUUUUCUCGGGGAAGGGGGGGUUUCCGUGGCGGUGGAGGCGGUCGAGGAGGCUUCCGUGGAUCAUAA